Messenger RNA from Zingiber officinale, 676 nucleotides. RefSeq lists its product as uncharacterized. NCBI's taxonomy places the organism in Eukaryota, Viridiplantae, Streptophyta, Magnoliopsida, Zingiberales, Zingiberaceae. The transcript is spliced from 4 exons. The record is from RefSeq and is a predicted model, not a curated record. The annotation marks the transcript as partial.
AUUGUUCAUCUGGUAUGGGGGAAAUCUGCAUACGAGGUGAUCUCUUCUACACUCCUCGCUCAACAAGCCUUCCCUUUUUUUUCAGCUAGCUUUGCUCCAAAGAUUAUAGUAAGUCAAUCCGUGCAGCAUUCGAGAAGAGAUCCAUCUCUCAAAAUAAAAAGGGCAAGCAAAAGGGAGCAUCAUUUGUGGAUGAAGAGAGAUUCAGCCGGGUCUGGACAAAAAGCUCUGAAUCUUGUCCAUACUAAACUUCCCAAUGAGAAAGAGGUUAUUUAUGGUAUGUUGGACAAGUGGAGUGCUUUUGAAACUGAAUUUCCUGUUAUUGCUGCUGCAAAAGCCAUAAUGUUUCAUGUCUAUGGACAAAUCCAUGGUUUUAUUGUUGACAAAUUACUUGUAUUCAAGAAAAUUUUCAUCAAUUGAAUAACCAUGCUGUCACUAGAUUUUAGUUGAUUAGCUUUAACAAGUCAAUUCAAUAAACUUCCCAAGAAAUCCAAUAAAAAUUCAGAAGUAGAGCAGUUAGCAGCUUCAAGACAAAAGAUUUCUUAUGGAUUUAUUAACUGGCUUGUUCAAUAACCAUUAUGAUGCAGCAUUAGCACUUUGCAGACCAAAUAAGUUUUGAUGUUUCGACAUUUCGUGUAAAGCACAUUUUGAUAACAUUUUCUUAUUUGGUUUUUGCAUG